GGUCAGCUGGGUCAACUCGGCUGUUAACUCACCCGUUACCUCUUGGCCACGCAAUACACUCAAAACCCUAAUCUCUGUGUCAUAUAUAAAAGCUCAUCGUCGUCUCUUCUGCAAACCCCCUUGCUCGCAACGCCCACGCACUCUGAAGCGAUGGUGUCGUUGAAGCUCCAGAAGCGGCUUGCCGCGAGCGUUCUCAAGUGCGGGAGGGGCAAGGUUUGGCUCGAUCCCAAUGAGGGCAACGAAAUCUCCAUGGCCAACUCCAGGCAAAACAUAAGAAAACUGGUUAAGGAUGGCUUCAUCAUCAAGAAACCAACAAAGAUUCAUUCUCGAUCUCGUGCUCGCAGAAUGAAGGAGGCCAAGAGAAAGGGGCGCCAUUCUGGAUAUGGUAAACGCAAGGGUACCCGAGAGGCAAGGUUGCCCACAAAGAUACUUUGGAUGAGGAGAAUGCGUGUUUUAAGGCGCUUGCUUCGCAAAUACAGGGAAGCAAAGAAAAUUGACAAGCAUAUGUACCAUGAUAUGUACAUGAAGGUUAAAGGUAAUGUCUUCAAGAAUAAGCGGGUGUUGAUGGAGAGUAUCCACAAGUCAAAGGCUGAAAAGGCAAGGGAAAAGACGUUGUCUGAUCAGUUCGAGGCCAAACGUGCCAAGAACAAAGCAAGCAGAGAAAGGAAAUUGGCUCGGAGGGAGGAACGUUUCGCUCAGGGCCCUGUUGAAAGAGCACCUGCAGAGCCUCAACAAGCCGAGGGAGCUAAGAAAGCCAAGAAGUGACCAAUGACAAAAUCUCUAGAAGUUCCUUUGGAUGACAAUUAAAGGAUUGAUAACCAUCGAGAGCACUUGGUUUUAUUGUAGUAGGAUCUUGUUUCAUGACCUAUUUUGCUUUCUAUUAUGUCCAUUUUGUUUCUCCUUUACAGAACUUGAUGUCUUUAAAUUCAGUACUGUGUUUCCCUUGCUGUAUGUUGAGUGAUGCUUUUGUUUGUGAUUGUGGUGAAUCAAUUAUUGUAUUUUUGCAAA
Molecule: messenger RNA, 1008 nt
Organism: Malania oleifera
Lineage: Eukaryota; Viridiplantae; Streptophyta; Magnoliopsida; Santalales; Ximeniaceae
Product: large ribosomal subunit protein eL19y-like
Exons: 5
Coding region: 151-765 (204 amino acids)
Biological process (GO): translation
Cellular component (GO): ribosome; cytosolic large ribosomal subunit
Molecular function (GO): RNA binding; structural constituent of ribosome
Source: RefSeq, a predicted model, not a curated record